Drosophila nasuta is the source of this 1386-nucleotide messenger RNA. RefSeq names its product SET and MYND domain containing, class 5 (gene Smyd5). Lineage: Eukaryota; Metazoa; Arthropoda; Insecta; Diptera; Drosophilidae. Gene Ontology annotation, molecular function: histone H4K20 methyltransferase activity; protein binding. The record is from RefSeq and is a predicted model, not a curated record. The transcript is spliced from 4 exons. Gene Ontology annotation, biological process: negative regulation of gene expression, epigenetic. Bases 90 to 1268 code for a protein of 392 amino acids.
GAAAAUACGGCCACACCGUCAAUAACUUGCACGUGCAUACAAUUCGAAAGCACAUCGGGUUCUUUGUUUAUGUUGUAAAAAAGGACAAAAUGAAUCAUUUCGAGAUACGUGAAGUGCCUGGAAAAGGUCGGGCGAUGAUAGCAACCAAGAACUUUGCUGUCGACGAAAUAAUUUUCGAAGAGGAACCGUUUGUAUCCCAUCAGUUCUCGUGGAAUGCAGCCUAUGGCUAUGCAGCGUGUGACAAUUGUAUGAGACCGUUGGAAACAUUGGUAGAAAAUGUGCGACGCCUCGCGAAUAACAAUGCUAUAGUUGUGCCGCUGGUGGAACACGACCCCACAGCCGUUUGGGUACCACAAUUUACACAGUGUCAACGCUGCAAAGUUCGUUACUGUUCCGAGGAUUGUCUGGUAUACGCCAAGAAUAAAUAUCAUCAAGUGGCCUGCAUGGGUGCCUUUCGCAGCGACGACACUCAUCCCAUUAAUGUACUCAACGAGACAUGGAAGAAGAUGCACUAUCCACCAGAAACAGGCACAAUUAUGUUAAUUGUGCGUCUGAUGGCCAUGUAUAAGCAGAGCAAGAAUAAGCCAGAAUUCCUUGAGCAACUGCAAUCGUUCCAAGCCUUAAUUGUUAACCGUGAGCAAAAGAUAUAUCACAAAUUGUUGGGCGAGAAGUUUGAGCAGCAAAUGGAGCAAUUAUAUACCGCAUUUUGCAAUGCUUUCAAUGAUGAGGAGUUCGCGAUGUUCACCACACCUGAUGCAUUCAAGACGCUGAUGGGCAUAUUGGGCACCAAUAGCCAGGGCAUUGCCACCAGUGUGCUUGCCCAGUGGGUGACUAAGGUAACGGACUUGCCGCUGCCCGAAGCGGACAAGAAACAACUGGACACUGUGAUCGAUGGGCUAUACGAGAAAGUGGGCGAUUUUGCUGGCGAGUUUCUGAACAACGAGGGCUCUGGCUUAUACAUUCUGCAGAGCAAAAUCAAUCAUAGCUGCGUUCCAAAUGCGCAGUCCACGUUUCCCUACUCGAAUGACCUGGUCGUACUCAAAGCUGUGGCGCCCAUUCAGCAAGGCGAUGAGAUCUGCAUUUCCUAUUUGGACGAGUGUCAACUGGAGCGCAGUCGCCACUCGAGGCACAAAAUAUUGCGCGAGAAUUAUAUUUUCGUUUGUCAGUGCACCAAGUGCAGAGCGCAAGCUUCUGAUCCAGAUGUGACUAGCGAUGAGGAAGAGGAUGACGAAGAUAUGGAGUUUGAUGACGACGAUGACAUGGAAUAGGCUAAACUGGCUGCCUGUUUAUAAUUGAUAUUCAUUGUGUACCCAUUUGAUAUGGUUACUUAUGUAUAAAAAUAAUACGACUUCUUUUGUUCAUACAUAUUAAUAUAUGUAUAAUAUA